AUGAAAAUCGAGUUGUAUGUAAAUCAGUUGUCACGCACUGACUGUGGCGGCUACAUUGUGACAUACACAGGCUACGGUGGGAAGCGUACGUGAUGAUCUCUUAGCCAGGUUGAACACGUAAGGCAGGACACAUCAAAACGAAAGAACGAAUUCGGUAUUGGAAGACUUAUUAGAUUCGAUAACAGGAAGGCGACCGGUAAGUGAAGCGAUUUUUCUUUCAUAAUUUGAGUUGUAUUAGAUAUUUGGGGGUUUCGAUUCUCGGUGUAGACUUUCACUGGCGAGGACCCGACUGAUUUGGCCAAAGCCCUUAGGUGUCGACUCUCACAUUGUUGAAGACACUUGAUGUCUACUGCAGGUUCAAUAUAAAGUGUUUUGAACGUUAUCUUUGACCGCGUACUCCAUGCUGAACUCCUUAAAUUAUCUUAGAUAUUCAUGGAUUAACGACGAUCUAGAUAGGUGCAGAAAAGCGCCAUUUGUUUUGUUCGAAUUCGGUCGAGCGAGUUGUCCAUGCUUACUUGAAUUUUGUGCCGGAUCGAAGUCAUCUGGAAGAGGGAAAAGUUGGUGAAGGUAAAAUUCACCUUGAGUUAUAUAUUUCUCCUUAAAAGAAUGACUUCUUAAACGCGGAAAUAGUAAAUCUACUCGAUUUCGUAAAGUUAGCCGAGAUCGAUCGCGUAGACCGCCAACUUAUCCAGCAAACCGAAUUUUGAAAGCGUUCGAUACCGUUUGCAAUCCAAACAAUUCAAUUGCUCAUAGCCCAUUAACGUACUGUAGAAGAAUUGUUUGCAUUUGCUAAAUAGCUUCACGAAGUUUUCUGUUCGUUUGUAGCACUUUUAAACAUUAAUAUUGCAUAGAGAGUAACAAGAUUGACGCCGUCAUUCGUAAGAAAUUUUCGGUUGGAGUAAAGCUUGUCGCUUAAAGCCCAUGGGAGGUGAGUCAAAUGGAUUCGAGGCCUUCCUUCUUUGACGUCUAAACACUUCAAGAAAUAUUGCAACGAGCAUCGUGUUUGCUUUGUUGAAUUGAAACGCAAAGUUAGUCGAGAUAUUGCAAAUCGGUUGCGUGACUGCGCGGAAAUUUAACUUAAAUGACGGCUUGUUUGUUAUUGAAGAGACGAAAAUAUCCUCUAUCUCAUCAGCAGUUUUGAAGAAAAUUCAAGAUAUUCACAUUAAGAAAUGGAACAACGUGUGUGUACGUUUUAUUUUUGUCCGGUAAUGUGUUACGAUGUGAUUGGAACUCAUUUCAAGCAAAAUUACGUGAAUGGCUUCCGUUCGCACAGGAACUUGAAGUUCGUAUUCUGUUUUCCAAAAUCGAAACUGAUAUCGCACUACCGAUGAUUGCAGCAGAGACAACAUGCUAAUGUCACUGUUUUUAAAGUUACAUAUUUUCAUAAGCGGCUUUUUAACUGGAUAGGUAAAGGCUGGCAGAAGCGGGAUCGAAAAGUAAAAAUUUUGGAAGAAAGGAAUUAAUGAAAGGAUCCUGUUUUGAAAACAAGCUAAAUUCUAAAUAAUGACAAUAAUAUGAAUUAUUAAUGUUGGUUUUGGUUGCUAACCUACAUUUAUUUUUGUAUUCGAAACAAUACCAGUACAAUUAUCUUGCAAUGAAAUCUGCAUGGGAAAAGUUUCGAAGAUUUAGGGAAACUGGCAGAUUUUAAUCCAUAGAUUAACGAGAAAAAUUAAAACUUAAGAUUGUUCUCAGGAGUCUGUGGUUAUAUGAUAUGUCAAGUUGGAAUUGACCUGUGGACCCGAGGAUAUAGAAACAAAGGGCUUGGUUAAAACAGUCGCUGCAAAUAAUUUUUUUCUCAAAGAUAUUCAGACCACUAAUAGCCACUUUUUUGGUUGCCAGAGACAUAAUAAAUAACUUAUUAAAGACUAUCACCAUUUUUGAACAUGACAAAUACAUUAUUUGCUACCAUGAAGCUAGGGCUGUCCCUAAGUGCUAUUUAACCCCUUACACCCUAAGAUUGAUCAAUAUGCAAACUCUCCUUACUGCUCUCUAUACAUUUCUUAUGGCACUUAAAGCAGUAUUUAUCUAACAAUCAAGAGCUUCUUGAGUCCGUGAUCUAUAUCCUAACAGUAUCAGUAGUAAUAUUGUUAGGAGAGGUGAAAUAUGUAUUAUUCACUCUUAGAAGUUGAAGAGUGAAGUCAGCAGAGAUGUCUUAGCAGUUCUGACCUCCACCAAUAUGAAUGCUGUGACAUAAUUUACUAAAAUUAAAGUCUAUGCGCACAAGGUGGACAAGAAUUAGCUCAGGACUUCUUAUAGGUGCCUACUCUUUUAAAGCAAGAGCACAAGUUUUUUCCUCAUCAGACAGUCUCUUGGUUUUGUGUAGAGAAGUAUUCUGCUAUGUUGAUUAAGGAACAUAAUAUUCUAACAGGGAAACUUGUAGAUGAAAUGUCAAAAUGAGGUUCCUUAAGGUGUAUAUGUGACUCUUUUAAAUUUUAUUCGUCCUAUUUUAUUUGACUUAUUUUAUUCUCAUUUUGAAGUAUUCUUAUUGAACAGUCUCAGGAAAAAAAUGUUUCCUAUGAACAUCAAUAUCAUUUUCUUACUGUUUAGAUAUUUGUGAAAUAAUAAUAUUUCUCCUUUCUUUAAAACAACAUCAUUGCUCACAUGUAAAAUUAUAAAUAAUGCCAUGGUAAGUGGGGUUCUUUCAUGUAAUCCUCAUUAUCAAAGCUUUCUCAUGACAAAGGUUAAUUAUAAUUUACUCUAAAAGAGAAGGUUUUUUUGCUACAGAAUGUACAGUAGCAAAUUGAAAUAACUUAUUUUUGGACACAUCCUGGCCACAUUUGGGUGAUCAUAGUCUUUUAUUGUUUAGUCAAUAUCUUUAAAACUGAAAAAAAGAUAAAGGUGUUUCAUGGCACAGUGCACGCACACCAAACUCCUUCUUCAUCAACUGCUUCAGCUUUGAAGCCAAGUUUUUGUAAGCACCAUCUCGUUUUAAGUCAAUCGUGUGUUUAGCUUAUGCAAUCAAAACAGGUUUGUGAUCAAGAAAGCCGCUCAACUUGUUUUGAUGAAUCUGCAAUCGGUUGCUGGGAUACUGAGUGGUGUCCAGUAUCUCUCGGUAAUUAUAGUGCCUCAUUGCGCAUGUGUCGAUUAAAACUGGAAUUCUUAAUGAAUUACACACUUUGUCCGUGUUGAAGUCAGAAUGGUGCAGAAGCGUGGAAAGAUGGGGAAAAAAAAGCUAAGUGUCUUUUUUUUUUAACAAGGUAUUAACCCCAGAACUUCAGAUUCCAUUCUUUGAAGGUCUACCAUUGUACUACAGAGAACCUGGUUGUGGCCUUAAACUCACCAAAGAGUUUGUAAUAAGUCAGUAGUAGAUAUUGCAGCAUGAAAUUAUAAGGAGUGGAGUGUGCAGAAUCAAAGUUCUCCUUUGUCCCUUGCUGGUGAUAAGAUGAAUAGCGUCAUUCUUUGAUCAACAAUUAGUAUUCAUGUAAUAGAGUGUGAUUUUCAGUAAAAAAAAGUUUUUUGCCCUUGUUCACCAGGUGUAAUAAGACUUUUUAAAGCUCAUGCAAAAAUAUUCCACAGGAAAAAGGAAUCAUUAUUGGAUUGUAUAUUGCUAUAGAUUUUAAAUUAUCAGGCACAUGUAUACUUUGUAUAAUAAUAAUAAUGAUAAUAAUAAUGAUAAUAAUAAUAAUGAUAAUAAUAAUAAUAAUAAUAAUAAUAAUAAUAGCGUCCCACCAUAGCGUCCCACCAUGGUACUCACCAUCAACGCCGAAACCUGAGUACCACAACACCAAAGCAAGCGCAUUCUGGGAUGUACCAGUAUUUGCAGAAAAUACGGAAGUAAGAGCCAACCGAAUAGAUGUCAGGAUAGUUGAAAAGGAGACAGAAACAGUAAAGAUCAUAGAGAUGAGUUGCCCCUGGAUAGAAAACAGGAAGCAGAAGAAUCAAGAAAAGACCACCAAAUAUGCACCCUUAUGAUGGGAACUCAAACAACAGCACAAGGGCUACACCAUCAAGCAAUAUAACAUCAUUAUAGACGUUUUAGGAGGAUAUUCGUCAGAAACGAGAGAGAAUGUUAUACUACUUCUUGGCAAGACAAAAGCUGACAAGACCUUAUUUAACAUGCAAAAGGCAGUAAUAUCAAGUACACUGAACAUUACCAGAUCAUUUAAAGUACUUUCAUAAUAGUUCAUUUCAACAAACAAAUCCUUAUAAAAACAUAAUAUUAAUCAAGUUUUAUAAUAUUUUUAUGAAAAGUCUUAUUAGCUAAUUACUUAAAUAUAGACAUUUUUUAUAUCUUUUAAUAUUUUAAGAAUUUCAAAAAAAUUUUUUUUUCUCUUUUUUUUUUUUUUUUUUUUUUUUUUUUUGAUGGACAAAAGCGAACAGUUAUGGACACUAAUUUUUUAAUGCAUAUAAACAAAUUAGAUAUAUAGUUUUAGAUGUGUAAAUAUAUAUUUAUAGGUUUUGUUUUCUCGGUCACAGCUAGCCUGCCCGACUUAACGUAAUCAUGCCUAGGCAUACUUAAGUAUACACUGCCACGAUAAUACCUGUAUAGCGCCAAUAUCAAUAUUGCCAUUUUCAUCAGCGCUUAAAAAUAAAAAUAUUUCAAAAAGAGUUAAAACAAUUAUGUGAACACUAAAACUAUAUGAAAAAUCAACUUUUAAAUCACCUUUGAAACCCUGGACAUUAUUCAGGCUCCUGAAUUGUUGUCCACCCUUUCACCCCCAAAAUCUCAGUAGUAAUUCUCCUUACUGUCUGCGAUAUAAUUUUUGGUAGUUUGGAGAAUUUGUUAUUGGAUCAACUAAUAUUUUCCUAAUUGAUAUUUUUCUUGAUUCUUGUCACUUGUGUGCUUGUUAUUGCAUUGAUAUUGCAAGGAGAAAUUCUGUCUUGGUCUCUCAUUGGAGUUGAAGCAUUGAGACUUCUUUGACAGUUGCAUUAGGAAGUUUUCUUGGAUCAAAGGAUCAUCUUUGUUUCUUUAUUUGCUCCAGGUUGCUGUGGCAUCAGUAAUGACCAACAACAAUGUGGUAACCCUCAGUUGGUUAUUGGCUCAAGAUCUGCCCCAAGCCUACAUCUUUACUGAGAGACCUUCAACAUUCAACCAUAAUGCAACCUUUGUUAAUGAUAAGAAAUAUGUCAUCCACGACUACUUACCAAACAUAACAGAAGACAACAGGCACCUCAAGGCAAUGAGGGCAUGUCCUGUGGCUGGAAGUAAAUUUCCUAUCCUGGUAACACGGGACAUAAAUCCGCUUAUUAGAGAGGUAAGACUACCACAAGUGAUUGAAAGAUAACUUCUCCUUACAAUAUCCAUACAUUAUCUAGCAGGCUGAGUUUGUUAUCUUGAUCCAACACCAAAUUCUCAUAACUAGAAUUUUCAUUCUGGAGUCUAUUUUUUAAAAUGUUUUCUUCUUGUUUGUUUUCUAUUUAUGAAAGAGCAGUAAAGUUUAAAUCGAAGUUCUGAUUUAAAAAAAAGGAAUUUGACGAAUUUGUUUGAAAAACUAACAGUCUUACCUGUAUAUUUUCAUGUUUCUGAUGUUUCUUUUUUUCUGAAUUCGAUUAGCACUGGUCAAAGUGGUUACCAUUUUUUCCUAAACCUGAUAUAAGAAUCUUCGACAAAGAAGACACAGGAGACAGACCGUUGAUCGUCAAUUUCCCUUUCCAAAGUUUCCCCGCAAAUAAGCACGCCGUCAAUCCUGACGUUCACUACAAGCUUAGCUCCAAGGCCAGAAUUCCCGAAAUGGGGGCGCCGUGUCCCAGGCACAUGUCACGUGAUAAUUAUACCCUCCCUUGCAUUAUAAAGGCUGCACAAGGGAAGGGGAAACGCGGAACUUUUCUCGUGAAAACAGAGGAGGAAGUUACAGAAGCUUUAAAUGAGCUCAGUAAUAAUUUCUGCGAUGCGGAACUUGUGGUGACGGAAGUGAUAGAAAAUGUCUCUAAAUGUCUCCUUGCUCAGCUGUACAUCUUUCAAAAUGGACUUUUCUACUGGUUAGGCGUCAAGUGCAAAUCGAACCUACCAUUUGUUAAGCGACCCGAGGGCUACAUCCCGACUCCCGACGUCAACUGGGACGAGCAGGAAGAGCUGGAAGAGAUGUUGCGUGACGUUGUGCAUCCAGUCACGCAAUACCUUCACGGAAAUGGUUACUUUGGAUUUACUGGGGUAGAGAUUUUAGUCAACGAUAAAGGGUGUUUUGUGGUUGACGUUAAUCUCAAAAUUGCCUCAUCGACAAAUCUUCUUUUGAUCGCACCUCAUAUGGCUGCUUUAAAUUUUCCGAUUUCUUAUGUCAUGGAAAUUUUGCCGACUAACAUCAAACAUUUACUCGAGGCUAUAGACAGUUUAAACCAUCAGGGAGAUGGAAGGGCGAUUCUCUUGGCUGAUGGCGAGCUCUCCGUAGAAAUUCAACACAAAGCUUGCGUUGUGAUCUUUGCGAAAAACUGCGAAGACGUCUUCAAAUUUCAACGAGAACUUUUAAAGGUUGCCGGUAAUGAAAUUUCUUCCGGCACUAGUUUAGGUCCGUAG
This is a messenger RNA of Pocillopora meandrina, 6451 nucleotides long. NCBI's taxonomy places the organism in Eukaryota, Metazoa, Cnidaria, Anthozoa, Scleractinia, Pocilloporidae. The record is from the annotation of a GenBank genome assembly.